Molecule: messenger RNA, 726 nt
Organism: Echinostoma caproni
Lineage: Eukaryota; Metazoa; Platyhelminthes; Trematoda; Plagiorchiida; Echinostomatidae
Source: the annotation of a GenBank genome assembly
AUGUGUUGUACAAUCGUGAAUACGUUGACGCAGGAAGACAAAAUCAAUUUGGACAAAGCCAGUGUGGAAUGUCAAAACCACGAUUUGGGAACUGAUCAACGGUUUGCUGAGUUUCGCGAUUCGGUUUAUAACGAACUAAUCGAAUGGCUUCGAAGCUCAGUGGCUGCUACUUUGGUCGCUGUAUUUCUGGCCUUCGUCGGUCUGGCACUGAUGCUUUACUUUAUACGCUUCUGGUUACGCACAAUCACCUUGGCUGAGUAUCACGGUUACGAACGACUGAGCGUGGCAUUCAUUCUAAUGCUGUCCGGCUUUAUGUACAAGAUGGGCUUGUUUUUCUUACAUUUGGAAUACGUGCGUGAGAAAGUCACCUACUCCAAAAAUAUGCCGUACAUAUUUACCAGUUGGCCAUUGGUUAUACGUCAGAAUACGGAUAUCGCAUAUGCACAUUCGUACAAUCUUCUUUGGGCAGCUUUGAUAUUCGUGGAAUUGGCUGCAAUUCUUCUCCUGCUGUCCAUGUUGCUCAGUUUUUGUCUGGAAGAUAGCGAUGAUAGCAUGGAGAAAACACUGAACUACAAACUUUCUUUGCCCCGAUAUUCUACCUGGGACACAUCGCACCCGCUUCCCGAGGAACACGAAGACGAGGCAGAGGAUGACGAGGAAGAUGAGGAUGCAGAGGAAUUGCCACCCCCACCGCGUAAAAAUAUGGUCUACUUCAAUGUGGAUUGA